AUGAACAGCAUGAACGCUCACUGCAACAUUGAGCACAAAGGCCAAGAGGUCGCGGAUUUGCAUCCCCUUGUUCAAGGAAUCUUGGCCAACGAUCGGUGGGAACAUGCUGACGAUGACACCGAUGCUGACAAGGCCACAACCUCUCCCCACGCUUGUGCCAGCAGGAAGAUUUCCCCACUCGCCGCUUUGAUUUUGAGCAAGGCGGAUCUUGGCUCUAUCAAAACCAUGUACAAACAGAAUCGCCAGGCAUUGACACCUGAACUGAUUCGCAACGCUUGCAGCAACGGCUUUUCUGCCAAUUUGGAGGCCCUCAUUGGCAGUGGCAAUGGCGACGAAAGCGACAGCGACAACGACAACGACGCCGAGGAAGACGCCGUGAACUCCCAUCCUAUCUUCGAAGCCUUGAAUUACCCCUGUUUUGGCAGGUGGGAGUUGGAAGAUAUUGAUGAGUCCCAAGGUCGCUUCUUCAGAGAUCUUGCCUGGCAAGAGUUGCAUCCACUGGAUUUCUUGAUAAUGUGCAAGGCAGACCUCAGGUCCAUCCAGUUCAUGUACGAGCUAUACCCACAGGCGCUAACAACGGCCCUACUAACAAACACUCUCAGACAUGGAUGUCAACCUGGGGUUGUCACUUUCCAGGCGGGGAAAGACCCUUCUACUGUUACUCAGUUGGAAGAUUGUGUCAUUUUGGCAAUGGAAAGGGACCAGACGCUCCUUAUCGGCCAUCCGAAAAAGAUAUCUGCAUGCUUUCAGACCUAA
Seminavis robusta is the source of this 756-nucleotide messenger RNA. Lineage: Eukaryota; Bacillariophyta; Bacillariophyceae; Naviculales; Naviculaceae. The record is from the annotation of a GenBank genome assembly.